Messenger RNA from Girardinichthys multiradiatus, 4583 nucleotides. Its product is annotated as NLR family CARD domain-containing protein 3-like. Lineage: Eukaryota; Metazoa; Chordata; Actinopteri; Cyprinodontiformes; Goodeidae. The transcript has 9 exons. The record is from RefSeq and is a predicted model, not a curated record. Gene Ontology annotation, molecular function: protein binding. The coding region runs from base 683 to 3922 and encodes 1079 amino acids.
UUUCUUUCAUACUAGAACUUUGUCUUCAGGAACCUUCCUGUUUGUUUCUGCUCUCUGAUGUUUAGAGAAAAUGUUCACUUCUUAUUUCAGCUCAAAGUUUGAUCUCUGCUGUUUGAAGACUAAUCUACAGGAUUAUUAGAUCAUUGAUGAACUGGAAUCAAACAACAUGAUGAACAGCUGAUGGUUCUUUGUUUUCUUCACUGAACAAACUGCUUCAUGGUUUUAUUUCCUGGAUUCAAACUCUGGUUAACAGCUUCCUGCUGCUUCCUGUCAGUCCUUUCAAAAUAAAACGACAUUAAUGUUAAAAUGUGUUUGAUUCACUCAGAUUAUUUAAUGUUUCAGCUUUGAUGGAGCAGAUAAUCCACUUGUAGAGUUUGAUGAUUGUGAAAUAAAAUAGUUCCUGAUGUUCAGUCAGAGUGAAUGAAAUGUUGCUCCAUGACUCCAUCUAGUGGACUGAUAGUAGAAGUACAGCAGCUGCCUCACACUGCUGUCUGACUGCAUUCAACUGACACUGAUAUGAAGCAGAGAAGAAGAGCCAAUCAGAGGAGGAGCAGCUGAUCUUUUUCCAGCACAGAUGAUGUAAAGGAUGAUCAGAGUUGAUGUUCAGAUGAAUGAUUUGUGUUUCCUCUGCAGGUGAAGUUAGAAAGUGUGUGUGAGCUGAUGUGGAUGUGAAUUCAGCAGCAUGGAUCAGUGUGAGGACAGAGAGGAGGGAGUCCCUCCCUCUAAAACCACUCUGUGUGGGAAACAUGAGAGCCAGAGCAAAGGUCAGAGGUUUCAACAUAAAGCUAAGCCACAACCAGAAGCCAGCUGUGUGUCCUUCAAGAGUAACAUGUCAAGAGAUCCUCCUAUUCACUUUAGAUCUUCUGGAUCUGCAUCAGCAGAGAGAGUAGAUCAGCAGAACUCAGAGGUUUCCAGUGGUCCUUCUGCCCAGCAGCAUCAAACCCAGCUGGACUCCAUAUUCAUGCUGCUGGAGGACAACAUGGUCACUUUUGUGAAGAACGAGCUGAAGAAGAUCCAAAAGGUUCUGAGCCCAGAUGACCCAGAAUGCUCAGAGAGUCAGAGACAUGAUGAGGAGGAGUUGGGAGGUGAGGAUGAAGAGCAGAGGAGCAGCAGAGAGGCGAUGAUGAAGAUCACUGUGAUCUUCCUGAGGAGGAUGAAGCAGGAGGAGCUGGCUGACCGUCUGCAGAGCAAAUUCUUCUGUUAUCAUGAACAUAAAUCUGGUCUGAAGAAGAGGUUCCAGUGUGUGUUUGAGGGGAUUGCUAAAGCAGGAAGUCCAACCCCUUUGAACCAGAUCUACACAGAGCUCUACAUCACAGAGGGAGGGACUGGAGAGGUCAAUGAUGAACAUGAGGUCAGACAGAUUGAAACAGCAUCCAGGAAACCACACAGACCAGAAACAACCAUCAGACAAGAAGACAUCUUUAAAGUCCCACAUGAAAGAGAUCAACCAAUCAGAACAGUGAUGACAAAGGGAGUGGCUGGCAUUGGGAAAACAGUCUUAACCCAGAAGUUCAUUUUGGACUGGGCUGAAGACAAAGCCCACCAGAACAUCCAGUUCAUAUUUCCAUUCACCUUCAGAGAGCUGAAUGUGCUGAAAGAGAAAAAGUUCAGCUUGGUGGACCUUGUUCAUCACUUCUUUAAAGAAACCAAAGAAAUCUGCAGCUUUGAACACUUCCAGGUUCUGUUCAUCUUUGAUGGUCUGGAUGAGAGUCGACUUCCUCUGGACUUCCACAACAAGGAGAUCCUGACUGAUGUUAAGAAGUCCACUUCAGUGGAUGUUCUGCUGACCAACCUCAUCAGGGGGAACCUGCUUCCCUCUGCUCUCCUCUGGAUAACCACACGACCUGCAGCAGCCAAUCAGAUCCCUCCUGAGUGUGUUGGCAUGGUGACAGAGGUCAGAGGGUUCACUGACCCACAGAAGGAGCAGUACUUCAGGAAGAGACUCAGAAAUAAGAAACUGACCAGGCGGAUCAUCUCCCACAUGAAGGCAUCAAGAAGCCUCCACAUCAUGUGCCACAUCCCAGUCUUCUGCUGGAUCACUGCUACGGUUCUGGAGGAUGUGUUGGAGACCAGAGAGGGAGGAGAGCUGCCCAACACCCUGACUGAGAUGUUCAUCCACUUCCUGGUGGUUCAGACCAAAGUCAAGAAGGUCAAGUAUGAUGGAAGAUCUGAAACAGAUCCACACUGGAGUCCAGAGAGCAGGAAGAUGAUUGAGUCUCUGGGAAAACUUGCUUUUGAUGAGCUGCAGAAAGGAAACCUGAUCUUCUAUGAAUCAGACCUGACAGAGUGUGGCAUCGAUAUCAGAGCAGCCUCAGUUUACUCAGGAGUGUUCACACAGAUCUUCAGAGAAGAGAGAGGGCUGUACCAGGACAAGGUGUUCUGCUUCGUCCAUCUGAGUGUUCAGGAGUUUCUGGCAGCUCUUCAUGUUCAUCUGACCUACAUCAACUCUGGUGUCAUCUUGAUGGAAGAACCACAAAUAACCUCUCAGAAGCUUGAGUCAAAGUGUCUUUAUCAGAAAGCUGUUUAUAAGACCUUAGAGAGUCCAAAUGGACACCUGGACUUGUUUCUCCGCUUCCUCCUGGGACUUUCAUUGCAGACCAAUCAGAGACUCCUACAAGGUCUGCUGACACAGACAGGAAGUAGCUCACAGACCAAUCAGGAAACAGUUCAGUACAUAAAGGAGAAGAUCAGUGAGAAUGUGUCUGCUGAGAAAAGCAUCAAUCUGUUCCACUGUUUGAAUGAACUGAAGGAUCGUUCUCUAGUGGAGGAGAUCCAAAAGUCUCUGAGUUCAGGAAGUAUCUCCACCAAAAAGCUGUCUCCUCCUCAGUGGUCAGCUGUGAUCUUCAUCUUAUUGUCAUCAGGAGAAGAUCUGGAUGUGUUUGACCUGAAGAAAUACUCUGCUUCAGAGGAGGUUCUUCUGAGGCUGCUGCCAGUGGUUAAAGCCUCCAACAGAGCUCUACUGAGUGGCUGUAACCUCUCAGAGAGAAGCUGUGGAGCUCUGUCCUCAGUUCUCAGCUCCCAGUCCUCCAGUCUCAGAGAACUGGACCUGAGUAACAACAACCUGCAGGAUUCAGGAGUGAAGCUUCUAUCUGCUGGACUGGAGAGUCCAAACUGCAAACUAGAAACUCUCAGCUUGUCAGGCUGUCUGAUCUCAGAGGAAGGCUGUGCUUCUCUGGCCUCAGCUCUGAGCUCCAACCCGUCCCAUCUGAAAGAGUUGGACCUGAGCUACAAUCAUCCAGGAGACUCAGGAGUGAAGCUGCUGUCGGCUGGACUGAAGGAUCAACACUGGAGACUGGAAGCUCUCAGGGUGGAGCCUGCUGGAGUCCGAUGGUUGACACCAGAUCUGAGGAAGUAUUCCUGUCAGCUCACAAUCGACACAAACACAGUGAGCAGAAAACUCCAACUGUCUGAAGACAACAGGAAGGUGACACACGUGGAGGAACUUCAGUCAUAUCCUGAUGAUCCAGACAGAUUUGAUGUUCCUCAGCUGCUGUGUGGAACUGGUCUGACUGGUCGCUGUUACUGGGAGGUCGAGUGGGAAAGGACAGUUUAUGUAUCAGUGAGUUACAGAAGAAUCAAGAGGAGAGGAGACAAUGAAGACUGUUGGUUUGGAUGGAAUGAUCAGUCCUGGAGGCUGAGCUGCUCUGAUCUUGGUUACUAUAUCUGGCACAAUAACAAACCAAUAUUCAUCUCCUCCUCCUCUUCCUCCUCUUUCUUCUCCUCCUCCUCUUCCUCCUCCUCCUCCAUCUCUAACAGAGUAGCAGUGUAUGUGGACUGUCCUGCUGGCAUCCUGUCCUUCUACAGAGUCUCCUCUGACUCACUGAUCCACCUCCACACCUUCAACACCACAUUCACUGAACCUCUGUAUCCUGGAUUUGGGUUCUGGUGGUCCAAUCCAGGUUCCUCAGUGUUUUUGUGCUGAGUUGGGUCUAGAGAGUCUCCUCCUGUCAGAGAAACACUCUCACUGUUGAACAGAAAGUUCAGUCUCUACAUGUUUGUCUCUUUCACUCAGAAACACGUUUUCAGAUUCAUGGAUUCAAUCAGUUUCUUUGUGAAACUCUUCUAAAUGAUUCCUUGGAAACUUCUUCCUCUUCCAGUCCUUUUAAUUUUUACAGCUAUAUGUUCUUUCUCUUUGUUGGAUUUAUUGUCUUUCUAAAAUGUGCUCACUUGUUUCAUCCUCAUCAUCCUGAUAGAUGGUUGCAGAUAUUUUAUCAAGAAUUUCUUCUCACAUUUGUCCAUUCAUCUUUUCGUCAACUAUAUAAAGUUUUUAUGUGCUGUGUGCUAAAAACCGACGUUCCCACCACUAACUUAAAUAUUGUAGUUGUUGGGGUGCCCUUUGACCUCCAAACAUGGUUCUGUAUUGAGACAUUCAAAGAGAUAAUCUUUGGUCUCAUCUGACCAGAUUAUCUUCUGUAAAAAUCUCACAAACUUUUCCAAAUGUUCAGUACACUUUCAACAUGUUACAUAUUUGCGAAUGUGGACAGGAUGGAUUGUUACUUACAUCUGCGGAGAAAUUCAUGUAUGCUGCAACUUUUAAAAAUAUAUUUAUUGAAAAUAAAUAUUUAAAAAAUCAAUGGCAAUAA